AUGCCUAUAAAAAAAGGCACGCAUUAACUGUGCCUUACACGGUGCCAGCGCUUCUUAUGUUGGCCGUUAGCUGCAGCUUGCAAAUCGUCAAGUUCAACGUGGAGAUUGUGUGCCUUGACGAGGGAGCAGGUAAACAUGAUCAGGAGCCUUAGCGCUGGACUGCUGGCCUUCUCGGUCACCGAGGUGUUUCUUGGACUCGCCGUCUUCUCGCUCAUCUUCCUGGUGGUCCGCAGGCACCAGACCCGAAUCCCCGCGGGGCUGAAGAGGCCUCCGGCUCCACCCAGCCUGCCCCUGAUCGGCCGGAGCCUGCAGCUGAGACCGGAUCCCCACCUGAGCCUGACCGCCCUGAGCCAACAGUACGGGGAUAUAUUCCAGAUACAGGUGGGGAGCCGGCCAGUGCUGGUACUGAGCGGGCUGGAGACUCUCAGACAGGCGCUCAUCAGGCAGGGCGAUGAUUUCGCCGGGAGGCCGGAUCUCCACAGCUUUAAAUUCAUCAACGACGGGAAGAGCCUGACCUUCAGCUCCGACUACUCCGAAGUGUGGAGGCUCCGUCGGAAGCUGGCACAGAACGCGCUGCGCACCUUCGCCACGGACGAGUGUAAGAACACCACGCACUCGUGCCUGCUGGAGGAACAUGUGAGCAGCGAGGCGCAGCGCCUGGUCACGAUCUUCAUCGAACUCACCCAGAGCUGCGGAACCUUCGACCCGGUCCGCUACCUCGUGGUGUCGGUGGCCAAUGUCAUCUGCGCCCUGUGCUUCGGUAAGCGAUACAACCACGACGACGCGGAGUUCCUCAACAUCCUCGAAGUGACCGACGAGUUUGGUAAGACCGUGGCGUCCGGGAACCCGGCCGAUUUCGUCCCUAUCCUGCGCUUCCUGCCAGCAUACUCCAUGAGGAAAUUCAUCGAUGUCAAUGUCAGAUUCACGAACUUCGUCAAGAAGAUUGUCACCGAGCACUACCACGCCUUUGACAAGGAUAAUAUACGCGAUAUAACCGAUUCCCUGAUCGAUCACUGUCAGGAAAAGAAAACGGACGAGAAUGCCAACAUUCAGAUAUCUGAUGAAAAGAUUGUCGGCAUCGUGAAUGAUCUGUUCGGAGCUGGUUUUGACACCAUAACAACAGCACUCUCCUGGACUAUUAUGUACCUGAUUAAAUAUCCUGACAUUCAACAGAAAGUGCAUGAGGAAGUAGAUGAGAACAUUGGCAGAGAUCGAAGCCCAAAGAUAUCAGACAAGUUACUAUUGCCGUAUACAGAAGCUUUCAUAUUGGAGACCUUCCGCCACUCGUCCUUCCUUCCAUUCACCAUUCCUCACUGCACAACCAAAGACACAGCGUUGAAUGGAUAUUUUAUUCCUAAAAAUACAUGUGUUUUUGUAAACCAGUGGCAAGUGAAUCAUGACCCGACGGUCUGGAAAGACCCAUUUGCGUUCUGCCCAGAGCGUUUCUUAAAUCCUAAUGGAAAAAGCAUCAACAAAGCAGAAAGUGAAAAGUUGCUGCUGUUUGGCUUGGGAAAAAGGAGAUGUAUUGGAGAGUCCAUUGGUCGCAUAGAAGUCUUCUUGUUUCUCACUGCUCUUGUCCAACAGCUGCGAUUUGAGAAAAAGCCAGGUCAGGACAUUGAUAUGACCCCGCAGUAUGGACUGACCAUGAAGCACAAGAGAUGUGAAGUGCAAGUGGUGCACCGUUUCCCUGCUACUGCAUGAGCUGACAGUGUCUUAAUUCUGCAGAAGCUUAAAAAAAAAGUGAACUCUAUAUUUUUGUACAUUACCAAUGGUAUGAGGCAAUAGUUAUGCCUUAAACUGUACAUUUUAUUAUAAUUAAUGUGUUAUGCUGUCGUGCCACUGAUGCCUUGUAUUUAAAAUACCAAUGAAGAAUUAUCUUACUGUAUAAGCAGAGCCAAAGAGUGAAGAAAAUGAAGUUUGAUAAGUUGUAUUCAAAUGUAACUCAUUUAACAAUGUAUUUUAAAGUAUAACGUAUUUCACGAUUUUAGACCGCUAUUAGACUGCUUUCUUUAUAUUGUAUAAAGGGACAUUAAUAAUUUUUAUACUGAUGAAAUGUCAGAUCAAACAUAAUUUGU
Messenger RNA from Stegostoma tigrinum, 2075 nucleotides. It is a transcript of the gene cyp1a, whose product is annotated as cytochrome P450 1A1. Bases 136 to 1701 code for a protein of 521 amino acids. Gene Ontology annotation, biological process: hormone biosynthetic process; progesterone metabolic process. Gene Ontology annotation, molecular function: iron ion binding; oxidoreductase activity, acting on paired donors, with incorporation or reduction of molecular oxygen, reduced flavin or flavoprotein as one donor, and incorporation of one atom of oxygen; steroid 17-alpha-monooxygenase activity. The transcript has 7 exons. The record is from RefSeq and is a predicted model, not a curated record. NCBI's taxonomy places the organism in Eukaryota, Metazoa, Chordata, Chondrichthyes, Orectolobiformes, Stegostomatidae.